This is a messenger RNA of Coniosporium apollinis CBS 100218, 1092 nucleotides long. RefSeq lists its product as uncharacterized. Gene Ontology annotation, biological process: alcohol metabolic process. The transcript has 3 exons. Bases 1 to 1092 code for a protein of 363 amino acids. NCBI's taxonomy places the organism in Eukaryota, Fungi, Ascomycota, Dothideomycetes. Gene Ontology annotation, molecular function: alcohol dehydrogenase (NADP+) activity; zinc ion binding. The record is from RefSeq and is a predicted model, not a curated record.
AUGGGUUACCCAGAGACCGCCGAGGGCUUCAUGAUCAAUAGCAUCAAGGAGUGGAGCAAGUUCACCAAGCAAGAGUUCAAGCUCAAGCCCUUCGAAGACCGCGACAUCGACAUCGCCAUUGACGCCUGCGGAGUCUGCGCCUCCGACGUCCACACCAUCACCGGCGGCUGGAGCGAAGACAUCCCGCUGCCACUCUGCGUCGGCCACGAGGUCGUCGGCAAGGCCGUCAAGGUCGGUAAAGAUGUCACGACCAUCAAAGUCGGCGACCGCGUCGGUGUAGGCGCCCAGAUCAAGGCCGACCUGACCUGCGACAACUGCAAGGCGGACCAGGAGAACUACUGCCCGAACUCGGUCGACACGUAUGGCGCACCGUAUGAGGACGGCACAAUCGCCCAGGGUGGCUACGCGAGUCAUAUCCGCGCGCAUGAGUACUUUACGUUCAAGAUCCCGGACAAUAUCCCGACGCCGCUUGCGGCGCCGAUGUUGUGCGCGGGCUUGACGGUGUAUAGCCCUCUCGUGCGUCUAGGAUGUGGUCCAGGCAAGAAGGUCGGCAUCGUCGGGAUCGGCGGUCUCGGCCACUUCGCCGUCCUUUGGGCCGCCGCCCUGGGCGCCGAAGUCUACGCGAUCUCGCACUCGCCCAGCAAGAAAGACGACGCUUUGAAGCUAGGCGCGAAGCACUUCGUCAACACCAAAGAAAAGGACUGGCACAAGCCCCUGGCCUUCACCCUCGACUUCAUCGUCAACACGGCUGACGCAACCGACAAGUUCAACCUGGCGGACUACUUCAGCACGCUCAAGGUCAACGGCACCUUCCACAUGGUCGGCUUCCCGGACAACAACCUGCCGUCGAUAAACGCGCAGGUAUUUGCGCCCAACGGCUGCUACAUGGGCGCGAGCCAUAUUGGAAAUCGCCCGGAGAUGCUGGCCAUGUUUGAGCUGGCGAGUAAGCAGGAGAUUAAGAGUUGGGUGCAGGAGAUUGACAUUAGUGAGGAGGGGUGUAAGGAGGCGGUGGAGCGGGUGCACAAUAACGAUAAUGUGCGUUAUCGGUUCACGCUGGUGAACUAUGACAAGCAGUUCGGUAAGCGGUCAUAG